Messenger RNA from Onychostoma macrolepis, 1940 nucleotides. RefSeq names its product protein ABHD15. NCBI's taxonomy places the organism in Eukaryota, Metazoa, Chordata, Actinopteri, Cypriniformes, Cyprinidae. The record is from RefSeq and is a predicted model, not a curated record. The coding region runs from base 2 to 1579 and encodes 525 amino acids. Gene Ontology annotation, molecular function: short-chain carboxylesterase activity; monoacylglycerol lipase activity. The transcript has 2 exons.
AAUGUGGGACUUAUUCCUCUGCCUGUUACCUUCUUUGCUGCUGGUCCUGGUUACGAUAUUGCGUCGUUGGAACUGGAUCAGUCGUCUUGCAGAUAGUACUAUUCAGCAGUUAGGUCGCUGUAUGUGGAUUAUGGCCUGUAGACUCUUGAAGCUGCCAUGCUUUACAGUAUCAGGAUCCAUAGAAGAAUGCCAGGCAGAAGUCAGACUGAUCUGUAAACCCACGGCCCUUGCCAGCCACCUGAAGAAACACUGCUAUACUUUGGCCCAGCCUCCUCUGGCAAGAUGGCCUCAGGCCGACCCUCAUUUUCAGAUAAUUACCAAUCUCAUGUGGCCCACAAAGGAAGGUGCUGAACUGAAAGGAGGAGUCCGCUUUACACGGGAUAACCUUCUUCUAAAGGAUGGGGGUAUUGUGGCCCUGGAUUGGGCUGCAAGUCUGACGGAUCAACAAGCUCAAGCCAAAAGAAAUCAUCAUCCUGGAGGGAGAUUUCUGGGCCAUCACUCUAGUAAUCCUGCUAUUAUUGUUAUAAUUCCCAACGCCCUAGGCAGAGUAACACCACACUUGCUCAUGUUGUGCUACAAGUCUUUGCAACAGGGUUUCUAUCCAGUGGUUUUCCAUCGACGUGGUCAUAGUGGUUGCCCAUUGACUACUCCACACUACCAGGAGUUUGGAAAUACUUCUGACCUUGCGCAAGCAGUAGCGUACUUGCGGAGUCAUUAUCCAUCCUCAACUUUGCUUGCAGUAAGUGAGGGCUCGGGAUCAGGGUUACUGCUGUCUUAUCUCGGGGAAUGUGGCUCUUCAUCCUACCUGACGGCCGCUGCUUGCAUCUCUCCUGUGUUUCAUGGACAACUUUGGUUUGAGUAUGAGCUGCCUUGGCUCUAUCACUGGAUAACCCUCAUCUACCACAAGUUUCAAAUAAACAGGUACGCCACUGCUUUGAGCUCUGUGAUGGAUGUAGCAAAAAUUCUACAUUGCAACUCCUUGCAAGAUAUGGAAAAGCUCAUGUUCUGUGCUCCUAAGCAGUCGGAGCAAAGAAUGUCAGACUCAGUGGACAAUGUUGGAAAGGACAAUUUAAGAUUAUCGGUGAAGCCUGACUGGCCAAGUUACUGGGAGAGGAAUGAACCUUUACGAGAUGCAGACGAAGUGGCAGUGCCAGUGCUCUGUUUGUGUAGCCAAGAUGACCCUCUUCUUCCACCUCUCUCCACUGUACCUGAGGGACUUUUUCAUAAUAGCCCUUACUUCCUGCUGGCUGUGACGCAACAGGGAGGACACUGCGGCUUUAUGCAUGAGGAUGGUCAUGGAGGUAUUACUUCCUGGAGUCAUUCUGUGGUGCUGGAAUACUUUAGGGUAGUUGCCGAUUUCUUCAUGGUAGAGGAGAAGAAAAGCUUCAAAGAUGUUAUUGCACAAUGUGGCAGCCAGAGUCUGAAGCAUAGUGCCAGUGCUGUGCAGUCCAGAAGAAGAACAACUUUGCUCCGGAAAGAAAGGCCCAUCCGAAGACGGCAAAUCUCAACUCCCUCUGACAAAUUCACAUUCGAAGAGGAACAGGAGGAUUUUACUUGGAAUAGAUCCUACACGCGCUGAGUGAAGCAGGUAGUACCAUAAGGUCAUAGCAGAUUGGCAGUGCUAAACUUCCUACCAGUAUACGUUUAAGAAAUAUGAGGUGCCCUUUGUUAAGAAACCACAGUUUUGCAGAAAUGAGUAAGGAAGACACCAUGGAAGAUGAAGGGAACAAAAUGGAAAGACCAUGUUGAUAGACAAAAGGGAUAUCUACUGACUGGCAAGGGACUUAAUUAUGUUGACAGCUCAGCCUAUAGCAUUAGAUGAUAUAUUUAACCAAUUGUUUGUACAAAUUAAGUUGGAACAAGUUGGUCAAACUCUGUGUGCGAGAAAGUUUUCCCCUCAGAAGACGAAGAGGUCUGUCUAAAUUUUGGACUCAUUAUCU